This is a messenger RNA of Magallana angulata, 770 nucleotides long. RefSeq lists its product as uncharacterized. Lineage: Eukaryota; Metazoa; Mollusca; Bivalvia; Ostreida; Ostreidae. The coding region runs from base 1 to 714 and encodes 237 amino acids. The transcript is spliced from 9 exons. The record is from RefSeq and is a predicted model, not a curated record.
AUGCGUAGAACCAUUGAGUCAAACGGCAAUGUGACUGAAAAUGAUUUGAAGAAGAACGACAGAGGUGAUGGAAUUGAGCGAGAAAUUCUGAAGAAUGAGACAGACAGUUUGAUCGAGACAGAGAGGGAAAUACCAGCAAAAGAGACCGUUGUUUCCAACGAAGCAGAAACGAACGAUGUCAGCUCGGGGUUUAAGGCAGAAGAAGCAUGCCGGGACUGGUUGAAAUAUUACAAUCAACCAAAUUUCUUUGAACCCUUCCCCGGUGGUGAAGCUGUUCAAGAAUUCAGAAGAUGGGAGCAAAGCGUACGAAAACAACAACUAAGCCAAGCCCUCAUCCCUCUUAUGGAGGAGAAUGAAGACAGCAAGGGCAAAUCAUCUGAGGUCAAGGACGUCAUGGAAAGUGAUGAUGAAGAGUUGAAUCCGCUCUUGAAACUGAUGCUUCAACCGACAAUUUACAUCUGGGAAAAUUUCGAUGACCAGAAGCCACUGAAGUGGCUCAGUGAGGACAACCAGAAGACUCCAAGUGACGUGAGGGCAGCUGCUGUGUUCUCAGACCCCUGGGGUGGGCCGGGGGAGUGGGGCGAGGCAACAGAACCAGCACAGGAGUGCUCUGCCAAGAAAUUAAAGAGGAAAUGGUUCUCUUGCAAAUCCUUGCGUAAAAGCAGGAAAGAAAAGAAGAGAGCUCCUGGCUUUCUGGCCAGAUUCUUCCGCUGAGGAUUUUUCCACCGUUGGACAGUUUUGAAAAUAAUGUUGGAAUAUUUCCACUUCCU